AUGAAAUUCUCCUUGACUGUCACAUUCCAUAAAUCUAUCUAUCUAUCUAUCUAUCUAUCUAUCUAUCUAUCUAUCUAUCUAUCUAUCUAUCUAUCUAAUGGACUCUCCCGUCGUCAACUUACUCUCCUUUCAGCAACUGUAGUCCACUUAUUCUCGUCUGAGCAACUGCAGUUCACUUACACUCCUCUCAGCAUCAGUAGUCCAUUUAUUUUCCUCUCAGCAACUGCAGUUCACUUACUAGCCUCUCAGCAACUACAGUCCGCUUACUCGUCUCUCAGCAACUACAGUCCAUUUAUUCUCUUCUCAGCAUCUUCCAUUUAUUCUUCUCUCAGCAACUGCAGUUCACUAACUAGCCUCUCAACAACUACUGCCCACUUACUAACCUCUCAGAAAAUACAGUCAACUUACUCUCCUCUCAGGAUCUGUAGUUCACUUAUUCUCCUCUCAGCAGCUACAGUCUACUCACUCGUCUCUCAGCAAGUACAGUCCCCUUACUCUCAGCCUCUGUAG
Acanthosepion pharaonis is the source of this 510-nucleotide messenger RNA. NCBI's taxonomy places the organism in Eukaryota, Metazoa, Mollusca, Cephalopoda, Sepiida, Sepiidae. The record is from the annotation of a GenBank genome assembly.